AUGAGUGACGGAACAACAGUGUUCAUCGGAGGUCUGAGCGACCGAGCACGUGAUCGAGACAUUGAAGACUUCUUCUACAAGUACGGAAAGGUCACGCAGAUCCGUCUCCGGGAUCGAUACGGAUUCGUUGAUUUUGAUGAUCGACGAGACGCCGAGGACGCAAUCAAGGAUCUUGAUGGAAGCUCCCUCUGUGGCGAGCGAGUUCGACUUGAGCUUGCCAACCGCUCUCGAUCUCGACGAUCUGGCUCACGUGACCGAGGCGGCUACCGAGGUGGCCGUGACGAUCGACGGGGCUCCAAUCGCCCCCACCGAACUCGAUACACUCUCGAAGUCGAGAACUUGUCCAGCCGAAUCAGUUGGGCCGAUCUCAAGGACAUGAUGCGCAAGGCCGGCGAGGUCACCUACACCGACGCCCAUCAGAGAAUGGGUAAGAACAGAGGAGAAGUCUGCUUCGCUACAUCUGAUGAUCUUCACGCAGCUUUCAAAAAAUUCGACGGCGAAGAUGUCAACGGUCGACGACUUCGCUUGAAGAUCACUGAAGAUGGCUCCCAGAGCCGAUCCCGCUCUCGAUCGCGCUCUCGCUCUCGAGGACGUAGAUCGCGAUCACGAAGUGCUCCCAAACGAUCGCGCUCCCGAUCUCGUGGACGAAGAUCGCGUUCCCGCAGCGCCAAGCGCUCCCGAUCGCGAUCACCCGCGGCGCGACGACGAUCCCGCUCAGACUCUCGCGAUAGAGGUAGAGACACUGGCCGACGAGGUGGCUCUCGAUCGCGAUCCCGCUCCAGAUCUCGAUAA
This is a messenger RNA of Oikopleura dioica, 792 nucleotides long. Lineage: Eukaryota; Metazoa; Chordata; Appendicularia; Copelata; Oikopleuridae. The record is from the annotation of a GenBank genome assembly.